AUGGCCAGCGGCAACGCGUCCAGUGCCUACCUCUCUGUCGUCGAGGACGUCGUCUCCAAAGUUCGUAAGGACUUUACGAACUCCGGCGUUGGCGACUCCGUCCUCAACGAGCUCCAGGCUCUCUGGGAGACGAAGUUGCUGCACUGUGGCGCAAUCUCAGCGAACAUCGACCGCAACAGGGCUCCCCACGCUGGAGCGUCUGCUGGCGGCGCGACUCCACCGGUGCACCAUCUCAACGUGCCCUACGAGGCCACGUCCGAGGAGUACGCCACCCCAACCGCCGACAUGCUCUUCCCACCGACCCCGAUCCAGACGCCACUACCAGAGGGGAUUGAUACGGGGCCGUGGGACUAUGCCCCAUCGCCGAUCGGUGACAUGAGAAACGGCAUGGGGAUGAUGAAUGGGGCUGAUCCAGAGACUGGCCGCCCAAGCCCUUUCAUGCAACCUCCAUCGCCCUGGAUGAAUCAGAGACCACUGGGGCUUGAUGUGAACCUUGCUUUUGCUCAUGAUGAGGAGAUCCGGAUGAUGAUGCAACCCCGGCCACUGACGACUAAGGAUUUUCUCAUGAUGUCUUCUGGAAAACGGAAGAGGGAUGAAUAUCCUUCUGCUGCCUCAUUUGUGCCACAGCAGGAUGGAUGUGCAGAUCAGGUUGCGGGUGAUGGUGAUGAUGAUGAACCUCCUCUCAAUGAAGAUGACGACGACGAUGACGACAUUGAUGAUGACUUUGAUGACACGCAGCACCUUGUCCUUGCACAGUUCGACAAGAUAACAAGGACAAAGAAUCGCUGGAAGUGCACUCUGAAGGGUGGAAUCAUGCAUUUGAACGGCAGAGAUGUUCUGUUCAGCAAGGCUUCAGGAGAGUUUCAUUUUUGA
This is a messenger RNA of Triticum turgidum subsp. durum (durum wheat), 873 nucleotides long. The record is from the annotation of a GenBank genome assembly. NCBI's taxonomy places the organism in Eukaryota, Viridiplantae, Streptophyta, Magnoliopsida, Poales, Poaceae.